This is a messenger RNA of Owenia fusiformis, 1387 nucleotides long. NCBI's taxonomy places the organism in Eukaryota, Metazoa, Annelida, Polychaeta, Sabellida, Oweniidae. The record is from the annotation of a GenBank genome assembly.
AUGAACCAUAAGUUGAUACGCAUAAAAAAGCAAGGGAAGAAUGAACUGUUAACAUUUCAAAAAACAACAACCAGCUAUAUCACAUCAGAUACUGAGAAACAGACGACCGUGUGUGCCAAACGUGUCAUCUUAGCACUACAUAAAGAUGCUCUCAUGGACAUCGACUGGCAACCUUUUAAAAAUCAGGAUUUCAUCGACUAUCGUCUUAAUGCUGUCUUUGGACAAGAGUUUUUUGAAAUGUACCUUGGCUACGAGGAGCCAUGGUGGGAGGGACUAGGAUUCACAACAGGGAGGGCUGUGUCCACCCUUCCUGUUGGUCAGAUACUAUACAUGGGCCAAGAUAAACCCUCCUCUGAUACAUUGCAAGACGUUAACAGGAAAUCAAUGUUGUUGGUUAACUCGGGUUACCCACGUGCGUCAUUCUGGGAUGACUCAUUUUUAAAAAGUCAACCACACCUAGCCACGCCUCAAGCUACCAACAUGCUUGUAAGUGAAUACAACAUAUCAGAGUCAAUUUUAGUUGAGGCCCAUAACCAGAUUGCAGAGAUACAUCAACUACGUCCCAAAGACCUAGCACGUCCGUACAUAGGCGUAAUGCAUUAUUGGAAAGGGGCAUCUCUCUAUUCCUGGAAGGCCGGUGCUAAUUUGGAAAUCAUUUCCAAACAAAUGAUCAAACCUUUUGAAGAUGCAAACGUGCAUAUAGUUGGAAGUUGCUAUAGUAAUUCACAAUGGAUGGAGGGAGCUCUGGACUCAGUUGAAGAACUAUUAGAUAGGUAUUAUAACCAACAAAAUGAUACAUGGAUCUAAAACAAGGUGACGACAGACGUAGACGACGACGACGACGACGACGACGACGACGACGACGACGACGAGAGAGACAGUUUUAUCCAAGGCCAAAUGUUUUCUCUCGGAAAUCAGAGACAUCUCUGCGGAAAUGAACUAAUUGAAGUAAUUUCAAAAAACUAUGAUUUUGUUUUCGACUCAUUUGAACCGAUUUCAGAUUACUGAGAAAUGGAGUGAAUCUGAAAUAUAUGAAUACGAUUCGUUCUACAUGUCGUAAUCCCGUGUUCGUAAUUAACGCAAUCGGAUUGUUUUUGAAGUAAUUUGCCAUAAUAGCUAAUUUUUUCUUGACACAAUUCACCCAAAUCUAUUCACUUAUCGUGGUAUUGACCAAUAUUGGCAUAUCUUAAUACGGAACGUUGUUUUCACUCGUCAGCUGGUUGAGCCUUUUCAUUUUCUUUGAGACAUAAUUAAUAUUUGAACACAAAUGCAACAACGUUCCAAAUACACGAAAUAAGUCUUAUGAUUGGAAUAUUUCCCCCUUCCUGAUAUUCAUAUUCAUAGUUGGAUCUCGAUUUCUUUUACCAUCUAUUUUACAUGAUCAUGU